AUGGAACAACGACAACAAUAUAUUCCACCUCCGCCUCCACUAUCGCAACCCAACCAGUCUCAUAUAAUCCCUCUACCUCCCCCACCCCCAAGGCCAUCGACGCAACAGCAUGGUCUAAUUCCUCCUCCUCCACCCGGACCGCCGCCUCAAUCGGCUUACCCAGGGUCGAAUCAAUGGCCAGGAUGGCGCACACAGAACUUCCCCCCUCCGCCACCUCCUCCUCCCGUGCCUCAUCCGUCCCUGAUGCCGGCGAACCAAGCCUAUCUUCGUCAACAACCCACGCCGUUGUCCAUACCGAUACUUGCGCCGCCAUCUGAGGGGCAACCGCUCACUUCUGCCACUUACAUACCAUCGAGCGAGACUUUUGGGCCAGGGGUAGGCAUCCCGCCGCUCUAUGAGAAUUAUGGACACUCUGUAGCUACAGAGCGGCCACGUCCAAGUGCCACCACAUGGGAUAGCGCGUCUUCGGAUACUUCAUAUAGAAGAGAUGGUAGCAUUCCUCCCACUCCAUCUCGAAAUUUGCCUCCUUCUCUUGUACUUGGAAAUGUCAACCACAACAACAUGUCUCCGGGACCAGCCACAGCGACAUUACAGAAUCCUGGCACCGAACCAGUGCGGACCUCAAGCCACAAGCAUAAUGCCAGCGGUACAUCAUUUGGCGGUGUGUCCGCUGGAGAUGCGGCGGUCCAGUGGCCUCUUGAAAGGGUGGUUAGCUGGCUUGCGAGGAAUGGCUUUUCCAAGGAUUGGCAGGAGACUUUCAAAUCGCUAGAGCUUCAAGGUGCAGACUUCCUGGAGCUUGGCCAAGGCUCGAAUGGCCGCGGCAAUUUGGGUAAAAUGCACCAAGUUGUCUAUCCUCAACUAGCAAAGGAGUGCCAAAAGAGCGGGAUCGGUUGGGACCAAGCUCGAGAACGUGACGAAGGCAAAAGGAUGCGGAAACUGAUCCGCCAGAUACACGAUGAUGGGAGUGACGUGGCCACGCUGACAGACCGCCGACGGGAGUCACAGACACUUCCUAGUGCUUCUACUGAUGGUGGUGUAGAGAACUCUCCUAACUUGGCCUGGGAUUCGCCGUUUCCGCCAUUUGCGCCUACGACGAUGGAAAAUACUUACAGUCACCCUGCUCACCGUCCACCUCCCCCUCAGGUCAACAAGCAGAAUGUUCAAGCCCGCCCCGUUACAGCCCCAUCAGCGCAAAAACAUGACGUUACUGACAGUGACCUGGCUGUAAACCAACGGUCGGAAUACUCCAGAAGCGCACUUUCUAAUUUAGAUGAACAUCGAAGGCAAAGUCCUUCUACUAGCGAUGGCGGCAUGUUUCCAGCGCCGUCGCUCAAAGCUUACGAAGAUAGUCCCCAAAGUGGAAGUCCGGCAGCCCAGCAUGCCACCCAUGUUCAGUCGGGAUUAACCUCAUCUUCAACUGGAGACCUGACCUCCAGGUUUGAACAUCACCGAGGAAAUAGCACUGAAUCACUCACUGGGCGUGGAAAUUCCACUGUCCCUCGGUUUUACGAAAACCGAAAGCAGGCACAUGAUAAUACACGUCUAACACCCCAAGAUACUGGCAAGGAUCCCGGAAAAGGCUUCUUUCAAUUUUUCAAGAAGAAACCCCGCUAUCACGAUUCGAAUCCAUCGCCAGAAGAUCAGCUUCUGGAUUCACCCACAAGCCCUUCAUUUAUGCGCCACAAUGGCUUGAACAGCCCUUUUAACAAGUCAUCCUUUAAUAAUAGCGAUUUGUCGCUAGGCGAGCGUCCCUUAUCCUCAUCCUUCUCUGACUACGAGAGAAGCACAGCUCGACUGAAAUCUGCAAAGCAAAGAUACGUGAUGGCCACUUUAGAUGGCUGGAACUAUCGCCUGGUGGAUGUUACAGAUGCUGAAACAGCGGAGAGUCUACGAACAGUAAUCUGCCAAAAUCUAGGUAUCGCUGAUUGGCACAACGCCCAAAUUGCAGUCACAGAGCCAGGACAAAUGGAGCAUGAAGAUUUUCUCGACGACUCGGUGCUGAUUCUUAGCCGUCGCGCGCGAGCGGAUCCCUUAGGAUCUCUCAAGUUUUAUGUGCGCUGCAAUCCAUCUGUAGAUUCCACUGGCUUGGGCGUAUCCUUCCCUGAUAAGGUCGCAUCCUCUCCUAUUUCAGCCCAUUACCAAGUGCAUAGAAAGCCUUUGGAAGACGACGGUGUCCAUCGUGGCACUCCACAUACCCAAGGAGCGUCCGGCUCGCCUCCUUUAGCUCACCAUCUUACAGCGAAAACGAGCUCUGACCAGUCAUCACCAUCUCUGCAUGAAAGUACAUUUGGCAACACUAGCUCUGGCGGUGAUUCAGCAUCGCGACAUGAACUCGAUGUUGACCGGAAACAGCGUACUUUCUCUAGGUCGAAGCAACCCUCGGAAUUACAGCUUCACAAGGAGAAUUAUAGUGAGAACGGGUAUCGAAGCAAGGGUGUCAUCGAUUUUGACCAACGGCGGAUUUCUCCAUACGAGGAUAAACGGCAUGAGGGGCUUGUUCCUCAACGAAAGCCCCCAUCUGCGCCCUCUGAGUCGAAUACGCUCACCAAAGUCAACUCACUUAGUAAGAGAAGUACUGAUCGUCCUCGCUUGCAGACAAGGAUUCAGCAUCAAUCACCUAAAUAUACAUUAAUUCAAGAGGAAGAAUCACCAGAAACAAGGCUGGCUCCUGUUAUUACUGGCACGAGUAGAGCUACCGAUCCUUCAUAUACAAAUUCUGAGCAAUCACAUGUAUCCAUGUCCGGAACUGUUACGUCUUCCUCCACAUCAUCGCAGUCUACCAUCACUGAUACCACCUCUAAUACCGUGCGAAGAAAUCCAUCGACGGCCUCGUUCAGGCCACCACCACUACAAAGUCGCAAAUCGUUUGGUCCAGAGUAUGACUUUGAAGAAGCCAAUGUCACAUUCAAUGCACCUCGAACACCUCAAAUGGAACCCGAAGAAUCAGAGGAAGAUUCCGAUGAUGGGUUGUUCGCAGUUCCUCUUUCAACUAAAAAGGAUACACAAUCUAAGGGCAAGGGACUUAGUUCAGAGGUUACGCCUCUAAAGUCCCAGAAGCCUUCUCUUACAGUUAACACUUCGACAAGAUCGACUAAGGGCUUGUCGGUUAGUUUCAAGUCGCCCAACACCAGUGAUGAGAGAUCUGCUGGUCCUUCGUACCCCAGCUCAGCAGUUAUGCCGGCAGAUUUGCGCUCAGUAUAUGAGAAAAGCGGCGCACCCUUCACGGAUGAUCUAUCAUCACCGGAGGAUGAACGACAUGAUCGCAGAGACUCGUUUGCGAGAGAUGACAUCUGGGCCAGUCGACCUCCUGUUGAAGGCGUCAUUAAUAACCUCGACGAUUUCUUCCCCAACAUUGACCUCGACGAACCUUACCUUGAGGCUCCAGGCAACUCUCCUCCCAGUUCUCCAGUCAACACAGUCAUGAAAGACAAGCCAGGGUCUUCGUUCCCGACGCCGCCGAAUAAUCCUCAUCAGGGAUCUGAUCAACAAGGGCCCAGCGAUCCAAACGCCAGAUACUCAGUCGCACAACGCAACAUCAACAAGGCAGGAGGGUUGACUCGUAUGAAGUCUAUACGUGAAGUUGCUAGAGGCGCACAACAAGUUCACAGAAACCGAAGUACUGCAGGCCCAACCAACAAAAAGUCGGGCGAUAUACUGCGAAGGAAGAGCACAAAGAUGUUCGGCGCAAAAAUCAUGCAAAUCAGUCCAAAGCCUGGAAGUCGUUUGAGCCAGUUGAAUAGUGUCCCUAAGCGGGAGCAGACAUUCCGUAUCAUUCGAGGUCAGCUUAUUGGAAAAGGUACAUAUGGUAGAGUGUACCUGGGCAUGAAUGCCGAUACGGGAGAGGUUCUUGCUGUGAAACAAGUUGAGGUCAACCCUAGAAUAGCUGGUCAGGACAAAGAUCGUGUGAAGGAAAUGGUUGCCGCCAUGGACCAAGAGAUCGAUACCAUGCAGCAUCUUGAGCAUCCGAAUAUCGUCCAGUAUCUUGGUUGUGAACGUGGUGAGCUGUCUAUUUCGAUCUAUCUAGAGUAUAUCUCUGGUGGCUCCAUCGGCAGCUGUUUACGCAAACAUGGCAAGUUCGAAGAGUCGGUUGUCAAGUCACUCACCCGACAGACUCUCAUGGGCCUGUCCUAUCUUCACGACCAAGGUAUCCUGCAUCGUGAUCUUAAAGCAGACAACAUUCUCCUCGAUUUAGAUGGCACAUGCAAAAUCUCAGAUUUUGGUAUAUCGAAGAAAACAGAUAACAUCUACGGCAAUGAUGCGUCUAACUCGAUGCAAGGAUCUGUGUUCUGGAUGGCCCCGGAAGUUGUGCAAUCUCAAGGCCAGGGAUACAGUGCCAAGGUGGAUAUCUGGUCGCUUGGAUGCGUGGUUUUGGAAAUGUUUGCCGGUCGUAGACCAUGGAGUAGGGAAGAAGCGAUUGGUGCUAUUUUCAAGUUGGGUAGUCUCAGUCAAGCACCGCCAAUCCCAGAAGAUGUGUCUGUGAAUAUCAGUCCUGCAGCAUUGGCUUUUAUGUACGACUGUUUUACAAUUGACACAUUUGAUCGUCCAACUGCUGACACCCUUCUCAACCAACAUCCUUUCUGUGCUCCAGAUCCGAAUUUCAACUUUGAAGAGACGGAGUUAUAUGCCAAGAUUCGUGAUGUGCUCUAGUACCUUUAUGAACCGGCUUUGAGUGUGCUGGAUAGUCGUUGCAACGCAUGUUUGACUUCGAAGGUCUAAUGCAUAUUGGCGACUUUGGUUUUGUAUUGACUUGCAUAGCGCAUGCUUAUCAGUAGAUAUACAGAAUACGAUUCCAGAGUAUCUUCAAGAUCGCCUAUAAUAAGUAUAUAUAAAGAAGUUAUAGUAGCAUAGGUAAGGCCCGAACCACCGAAAAGCCUCUUACGAUACAUCCGAGUCAUGGUCUUCGUCAUCUUCCUCAUUAUUGGGAGAACGCAAACCAGCAACGCCAACCCUGAAAACUCCUUCACUCCAUUCCUCGAAGGUAUCAACAUCCCACACAGCAUCCUGUCGACCUUUGCCCUUCACAUUGGCUGGUACGCCUUUACUUCUAGCCAACGAAGCUGUAUAACCUUCAUAAAAUUCCUCGUAAAUUUGUAUGACGCGGUCUUGCACUGCACCAACUAGAGUUUCUUUUGUGCGUGUAUCUUCCAGAUAGUCAUCCAGAGCUUUACGUAAUAGGGGUACUUCUUCCUCAAUGCUGCGGCAAGCAGGACUUAUUGCACCUCCAUCCGCCAUGUUUCCCUUUUCUAUGAAUUUUGUGGGUAAAGUCGAAGUCAUACGAGUAGCGAAAUUGUUGGUAAAGUCGUUGAUUACCGUCCGCAGUCUGCCGUCAAGUUCGACUUUCGCGUCGAGCAUAUUUUCGACGACUUUUGGUAAAAGACCACCGCCCACUAGGCGCAUAAGAUUGCUCGUGUUGAAGAGACCCCCACGUUCGCGAAUCUCCCAGAAAGUAUUCGUGACUC
Talaromyces stipitatus ATCC 10500 is the source of this 5459-nucleotide messenger RNA. RefSeq names its product MAP kinase kinase kinase (Bck1), putative. Lineage: Eukaryota; Fungi; Ascomycota; Eurotiomycetes; Eurotiales; Trichocomaceae. Gene Ontology annotation, molecular function: ATP binding; protein kinase activity. Bases 1 to 4647 code for a protein of 1548 amino acids. Gene Ontology annotation, biological process: protein phosphorylation. The transcript is spliced from 2 exons. The record is from RefSeq and is a predicted model, not a curated record.